GAAAAUGAGUGGCCAAGACAUUGAUGUUGACAGCAACGACAAGGAACGAUUAAUGGGUGGGUGUGAAGGCCCAAAUGCUGCUUAUGUAAAAUUGGUUAGCAGUGAUGGACACGAAUUUUUUGUUCGAAAGGAGCACGCUCUAAUUUCUCAUACAAUUCGUGCAAUGCUUUCUGGACCGGGACAGUAUGCUGAAAAUGAAACGAAUGAAGUCAAUUUUAGAGAGAUUCCGUCUCAUGUACUGCAAAAAGUGUGCCAUUAUUUUGCAUAUAAAACAAAAUAUACAAACAGUGCUACGGAAAUACCGGAAUUUCAUGUGGCUCCGGAACUGGCUUUAGAAUUAUUAAUGGCUGCCAACUUUUUGGAUUGUUAA
This is a messenger RNA of Meloidogyne enterolobii, 370 nucleotides long. The record is from the annotation of a GenBank genome assembly. Lineage: Eukaryota; Metazoa; Nematoda; Chromadorea; Rhabditida; Meloidogynidae.